AUUUACUUACUACUACUACUCCAUAAACAUGUCAAAUUAUACUCAUAUGGACCCUAAUCAUAAUCAUGGGGCUGGUCCAGUCGCUACAGUGUUAUGUUGUAACUGUGGUGUGCCUAUGGAUGGUUCCCAAGGGUUAGUUAUGUGUUACGAUUGUAUUAAGUUAACCGUUGAUAUUACCGAAGGGAUUCCCAGGGAGGCAAAUGUGUCAUUUUGUAGAAAUUGUGAAAGAUUCUUGCAACCACCAGGCCAAUGGAUUAGGGCUGAGUUGGAAUCUCGUGAGUUGUUAGCAUUAUGUUUGAGAAGAUUAAAGGGGUUGAAUAAAGUCAGAUUGGUUGACGCUUCCUUCAUAUGGACCGAACCUCACUCUCGUCGUAUCAGAGUCAAGUUGACAGUGCAAGGUGAAGCUAUGGCCAACACUAUUGUCCAACAAACUUUUGAAGUUGAAUAUGUCGUUAUUGCUAUGCAAUGUCCUGAUUGUGCCAAGUCGUAUACUACCAACACUUGGAGAGCUGCUGUGCAAAUCAGACAAAAGGUGCCACACAAGAGAACUUUCUUGUAUUUAGAACAAUUGAUUUUAAAGCAUAAUGCUCAUGUUGAUACUAUUUCCAUUCAAGAAAGUAAGGACGGGUUGGAUUUCUUUUAUUCCCAAAAGAACCAUGCGGCUAAGAUGUUAGAUUUCUUAUCAGCAGUGGCGCCAGUCAAGGCCAAGAAGUCCGAGGAAUUAGUCAGUACUGAUAUCCACUCCGGUUCUUCGCAAUAUAAGUUUUCCUUCUCAGUGGAAAUUGCUCCUAUUUGUCGUGAUGAUUUAGUGGUUUUGCCAAAGAAAUUAGCCCACUCAUUAGGUAACAUUUCCCGUCUUGUGUUGUGUUCUAAAGUUACCAACUCCAUUCAAUUCAUAGAUCCAAAUACUUUACAGAUUGCUGACUUAUCCCCACUGAUAUACUACAGAUCCCCAUUUCCUUCAUUGUUGGAUGCUACUCAAUUAGUUGAAUUCAUUGUUCUCGAUGUUGAACCAACUGGAGAUAUCAGAGGAAAGCAUGUGUUGGCUGAUAUCGAAGUGAGUCGUGCUGCUGAUAUGGGAGUUAAUGAUCAAAGUUUCUAUGUUAGAACUCAUUUGGGUGGUAUUUUACACCCGGGUGAUUCAUGUAUGGGGUACUAUUUGACCAACACUAAUUUCAACUCUGAUUUAUGGGACACAUUAGACAGUGACAAUAUUCCCGAAGUUGUUAUUGUUAAGAAACAUUACGCUAGAAAGAAUAAGAAGAACAAGUACAGAAAGUGGAAGUUGAAGAGAAUGGCCAGAGAACAUCAAGAUAUCGUGGCCAACGAUGAUUCCAGACAAGCUAAACAAGAACAAGAACGUGCUGAAAGAGACUACGAACUUUUCUUGCAAGAAUUAGAAGAAGAUGAAGAAUUGAGACAAACCAUUAACUUAUAUAAAGCUGGUGAAAAUGCUCCUGUUAAAAGUCAUGGUGAUGAUGAAGAUGAAGAAGAUGAAGAUGCUCCUGAAAUUGGUAUUGACGAGUUGUUAGACGAGUUAGAUGAUAUGACAUUGGAAGAUACUCCAAUGGAAGAGUAAGUAGUUGAGUAGUUAAUAUUUUAAUUUUAGCAGUCGCCGUCCCCCC
Messenger RNA from Spathaspora passalidarum NRRL Y-27907, 1625 nucleotides. It is a transcript of the gene NMD3, whose product is annotated as ribosome-binding protein. Gene Ontology annotation, biological process: ribosomal large subunit export from nucleus. The coding region runs from base 29 to 1579 and encodes 516 amino acids. Gene Ontology annotation, molecular function: ribosomal large subunit binding. The record is from RefSeq and is a predicted model, not a curated record. The transcript has a single exon. NCBI's taxonomy places the organism in Eukaryota, Fungi, Ascomycota, Pichiomycetes, Serinales, Debaryomycetaceae. Gene Ontology annotation, cellular component: nucleus; cytoplasm.